AUGCUGGCUGUGGCCAUCUGCUCCGACCACUGGUACGAGACCGACGCUAGGAAGCACAGGGACAGGUGCAAGGCCUUCAAUACUCGUCGGGUUGACCCUGGCUUUAUUUACAACAACAACAACAACUUGCCGCUCCGGGCCAGCCGCUCACGCCUGGACCGCUGGGAGGGCAAACUCCUCCGGGCCCGGAAUCGCCGGCAGCUCUUCGCCAUGAGCCCCGCGGACGAGUGCAGCCGGCAGUACAACUCCACCAACAUGGGCCUCUGGAGGAAGUGCCACCGUCAGGGCUUCGACCCGGAGAUCGCUGCCCUCAUUCGGAAAGGAGAAAUUGAGCGCUGCACGUACAUCAAGUACCACUACUCCUCAGCAACCAUCCCCAGGAACCUCACUUUCAACAUCACCAAGACCAUCCGUCAGGACGAGUGGCACGCCCUGCACCUGCGCAGAAUGACGGCCGGCUUCAUGGGCAUGGCGGUGGCCAUCAUCCUCUUUGGCUGGAUCAUCGGUGUGCUGGGCUGCUGCUGGGACCGAGGCCUUAUGCAGUAUGUGGCAGGGCUUCUCUUCCUCAUGGGAGGAACCUUCUGCAUCAUUUCACUGUGCACCUGUGUGGCUGGGAUCAACUUUGAGCUGUCACGCUACCCACGCUACCUGUAUGGACUCCCCGAUGACAUCAGCCACGGCUAUGGAUGGUCCAUGUUCUGUGCGUGGGGGGGCCUGGGCCUCACACUAAUCUCGGGAUUCUUCUGUACCUUGGCCCCUUCUGUCCAACCUGUCCCGAGGACCAACUGCCCUAAAUCCAGACCCGAGAAUGGGACAGUGUGCUAAAAAAACAAACCCAUACAUAUAUAUAUAUAUAUAAAUAUAUAUAUAAUAUACAUAUAUAAAACAAAACUCAAUCAAGACGAUGCCAGUGCCAAGGUAGAGUUGAGUUGGCUCAGGCACCUGCAUCUCGCCGGACUUUGUGUUGCCUCAUCACCAAGAUGGGGAAAGUGUUCCCAUCCUGUGGCUCUUCCAUCGAUUCUUGACUUUUGGCUUCACAGUUUCUUGAAGACAAAGCAAACAUCACCACCUGCGAUGGCAUCUCGAUCCCCGUCACUCAUGAGCACAUGGUGGGGAGCUGGAAGGGACAGUGGCAGUGGUCUGGAGCAACCCAGAUGUGAGAAGGAAGUGCCACGCAMUGGGCCAGCAGGAGAGGACACCACCCCACGGACAUACCCCAGGGAAGCGCGGCCCCCUAGUUCAUAGAGCGGAACCACAUCUUCAAGGCCAUUUUCAGUACCACUCCUCCUGCUCUUCCUGUCUGAGCUCCUUCCUGGCCCACCAGCAACACACAAGGAGUAGACGAGAAAACAAACCAAGAAGGAAGUUUUCUCUCUGUGGCCAAACUUUCGGACAAAAUUUUAGAGGUGGGAAGGGGAGAGAACAUGCUGAGAGGCAAGAUCCACACCAAUAAAAGGACACUUCAGUGGAUGCUCAGAAAGCCCAGUCUUACCUUCCAGCUGCCUUACGCCCAGUAAACAAGAGGCCACCCCGUCCUCCCCACCUGCACUCCCUGGGCAGAAUCAGAGCCUUGGAGUAGUGGUGUGAUGUGGUGUGAGUGUGUGUGUGUAUGUGUGUGUGUGAACAUUGGGUGGUUUCCUUUAUUUCUUUUCCGCCUUUUCAGUGGAAAUAUUGCAUUUUGACCAUUGUCUCUCUAUCACUAUUGGUGGUUUCACGGCUGAGAUGGAAGCCCAGAUUCCUAGAAAGUAUGAGAGGCAGGCCUCUAUGGAUGCCAGUCCUUGGUGCUGCAGCUGCAGAUGCUUGAAGAAAAACAGAGAGAGACAGAGAGAGAGAAAGAGAGAGAGAGAAAGAGAGAGAGAGAGAACGCACAUGUGGUGGAUGCUGCCUGAGUGGGAGGUUUUAUUAUCUGUGUUGCAUUUUUUCUAUUACUUUGGGUACAACAGAAAUUCCCAGAGAGCAGAACCGAGAACAAAACCACUGGGCCAGAGGACCCUGUGGCUCUGCACAUUACAGUUCUGGAUCGCCACAGGAUCUAGUCCUCUAAUUUUGGAAGUUCAAGACACAGCUGGGCACAAAAGCCAUGAGAGAAGAGGGGGGAACACACAGUUCAGGAGGGAGAAGGAAUGUCGCCUCUGGUUGCUGUUGUACAAGUACGUAUACCAAACAAGACCUUCAC
Molecule: messenger RNA, 2176 nt
Organism: Urocitellus parryii (Arctic ground squirrel)
Lineage: Eukaryota; Metazoa; Chordata; Mammalia; Rodentia; Sciuridae
Gene: Tmem178b
Product: transmembrane protein 178B
Cellular component (GO): membrane
Source: RefSeq, a predicted model, not a curated record